CCCACCUUCAAUAAAGAAAUGAAGAAGCUUAUCCAUGGAGGAGACACAUACUGCUGCUCCCAACAAUAAUACACAUGCUCAUCAAUACUCCCCUCCCAUACACCCUUACCCAAUCAAAAAGAUCCAAUUUUUUUUUAAACCCCAAUCUAUACAUACAACUUGUGUGUCUAUAGCUUUGCCUUGAAGGGAACUCUAACCCUCAACUGAAGAUACUAAAAAAAACAAACAACGAUUCAAUAGCUUUGGGUUUCUUCCAUCAUACAUAAGGCUAAUCUGUCAUUUUCACUCUGACGAUUUAUACCCAUCUGAACACUCUUUCCUUGUGAUGGCUUCUAUAGCACCCUUGUCCAAGUCCCAGCCUUUUCUUGAAAACACCCAAUUUACAGGGCUCAAGAGGCCUCAAGCUCCGAUUUUCUCGGUGCCCAUUGGGAGGAAUCAGCAAAGUUCAAGGCUUUCCUUGAGAAAAUCCAAGAUGGUGGUGGCUUCAUCUACAACUGCUGCAGAGAGGCCCAAGAAGAGGUACCCUGGGGAGGCUAAGGGGUUUGUGGAGGAGAUGAGGUUUGUGGCUAUGAAACUGCAUACUAGGGACCAGGCUAAGGAGGGGGAGAAAGAGCCUGAAGGUCAGCCUAUGGCUAAAUGGGAGCCAAGUGUUGAAGGGUACUUGAAGUUCUUGGUGGACAGCAAAUUUGUAUAUGAUACUCUGGAGAAGAUUGUGGAAAAAGCCCCUUUUCCUGAGUAUGCUGAAUUUAGGAAUACGGGUCUGGAAAGGUCAGAAAGGCUGGCAAAGGAUCUGGAAUGGUUUAGGCAGCAGGGUCAUGCCAUUCCAGAGCCAUCAGAACCUGGCCUCAACUAUGCCCGCAUUCUUGAAGAACUAUCACAGAACGAUCCUCAGGCGUUCCUUUGCCACUUUUACAACAUAUACUUUGCCCAUUCAGCUGGAGGCCGCAUGAUUGGGAGAAAGGUAGCCGAGAAAAUACUGAACAAGAAAGAGUUGGAGUUUUACAAAUGGGAUGGUGACCUUUCUCAGCUUCUGCAGAAUGUUAGGGAGAAGCUGAACAAAGUUGCUGAUAGCUGGACCAGAGAGCAGAAGGACCACUGUCUCGAGGAGACAGAGAAGUCGUUCAAGCUCUCGGGAGAUAUUCUCCGUUUGAUUCUCUCCUCGUAAUCUCCAAGCGAGUUAAAUUUCACUCGUGCUGUUUGUAAUGUCCCAGCAAAGCAAAAAAUCGCACUUCCACUGCUGUUAUUGUGUAUGUUUAAUGGCACAGGCUGAUGCCAUUGUCCAUUGUUGAAUGCUCCUUUCCUUGCUUUCAAUAUAAGGCUAUGUAUAUAGUACUUUGCCUGUUAAUAUGCAAAUUCCAAAAUUGGAUCUGAACCUCAGUUUCUGCCCUA
This is a messenger RNA of Ipomoea triloba (trilobed morning glory), 1389 nucleotides long. RefSeq names its product heme oxygenase 1, chloroplastic-like. Gene Ontology annotation, biological process: heme oxidation; phytochromobilin biosynthetic process. The transcript is spliced from 4 exons. The record is from RefSeq and is a predicted model, not a curated record. Lineage: Eukaryota; Viridiplantae; Streptophyta; Magnoliopsida; Solanales; Convolvulaceae. Gene Ontology annotation, molecular function: heme oxygenase (decyclizing) activity. Bases 326 to 1165 code for a protein of 279 amino acids.